Hordeum vulgare subsp. vulgare (domesticated barley) is the source of this 2750-nucleotide messenger RNA. Its product is annotated as putative transcription factor bHLH086. Gene Ontology annotation, biological process: regulation of transcription by RNA polymerase II. Gene Ontology annotation, molecular function: DNA-binding transcription factor activity, RNA polymerase II-specific; protein dimerization activity; RNA polymerase II cis-regulatory region sequence-specific DNA binding. Bases 1702 to 2529 code for a protein of 275 amino acids. The transcript has 7 exons. Lineage: Eukaryota; Viridiplantae; Streptophyta; Magnoliopsida; Poales; Poaceae. Gene Ontology annotation, cellular component: nucleus. The record is from RefSeq and is a predicted model, not a curated record.
AUUUUCUCUGUGAAGAGAAUUAUAUAUGAUGGUUGUUUUCGUAUGGUUACUGCUGAGGGCGCAAUUUACUUUUGUGCGCCAAUUUUAACUGAAGGGUGAAAGAAGCGUUACUAGAAAUGCUAUCUUGGAGCUGAGGGUGCAAUGUCUCAGCAAUGCCUGGAUCCUUAUUCACUCGGUAUCAUCGACUUGCACAAUGCACUGAACCUUCUGUCCCGUAACUGAAGAAUUCCAGAGUUCGUUCGUGGGAUAUGAUGAGCUGUAUCCUGCAGUGCCUGGGGUGCGUGACAAGUGCAUGCUCGGACCUGAACCAGAGGGGUACAUAAAAGUAACUGCAGAGCAACAUAUCUGGAGACGUGUUUUGAUGGCUCCACAAGGGAAUUUACCGGGUCGAUCGUGAGCGCACGUCGAGGCUGGAGGCAGAUCCUGAUCCGCGUGAGAUGUCCAUGGAGGGUUCAUCGUCCUGCAGCAUCGCCCAGCACAAGAUAUUCUUUUAAGGUACGUGUGAAUAACAUACGAUUUCCCAUGUGCGUAGGAUAUGCAUGGAUGGAUUGAUGCUUCCUCUCGGUUUACUGAAUUUGGUCCAGUAGUUUCGAGACACGUUUACGAUGACUCGGUCCAGGGAGCAUAUAUGUAUACAAUUCUACAUUGGUACCUGGUUUUGUUAAGCCUGCGGCGAAUCGCUGCGUGCAACUGUUGGUGAUCUGCAUUAGUCUCCGAUAAAGCUAAAGUUUCUGCCCAUGCAAAAAUCAAAUUUGCAAUAGAAACAAGAACCUAUAAUUCCCUGCAAUUGGAAUUUGGAAGUAAUGGGAGAUACUUUCUUGUUUUCACUAUAACCAUUAUUGGUGUUGUGCUAGUAGUAGCAGGUACCUAAACCCUGACCAAUAUUUGUGAACCUACACACAUAGAAGAAACAUGUCCUCUCGUACGGCGUACGGCUGAUCAAUAUAUAUACCAAGGAAAUAAUUGAAGUUACACAACAAUAACCCACACGCAUUUUAUUUUCUUGGCUACCUUUACACAUGGGCUAGCUAAGCUAUUAGCUAGCUAGCCAUGGCAAUGGAGGUUGAGGGAGGCUGCAUUUAUGGGAGCAUGGCAUCCCAGCUAAUUAUUUGCAUCGCAGUUCCCCAGCAAGCAAGCUUGUUUCAUGCAUGCUAAGCUUGAAUUCAAUACAAGCUUGCCACAACGUCAUCUCCACCUAGCCCCUCUCCCUGUUUAUGUUUAACUAAUCUAAGCAGGCAUCAACUUGGCCUUGAAUGCCACGUGAAGAGAGAUGCAGUGUAUAGAUUAUGUGGCACUGGAACAUGGGGCUUCUAAUUCCACUUCUCUACUAGUUAAUUACCCUACUUAGCUGACCAUAGCAAGGGAAUUAAUCAUGGAUGUGUGUGUCCCUUGGUAGCAUGCCAUCCACUGCUGCCUGUCUCCCUCUUUGCACUUGACGCUAAUAUUCCACUGACAGCUCAAGACCUUGCUGGCUCAUUAAGCUCUGCACACUAGCGCCUACUCGAUUAAGAAACUGCUCACUCUAUAUAAGUAGCCGCAUGCUUGCACGUCUCGUCUCAUGCAUUGACAGAGCUUAGCUAGCUAGCUAGCUGCCAAGAGUUGCCCUGAACCCUAGCUAGUAGCUUCCCGGAACGCCAUCACCAGUAGCUCGAUCUCGCCUAGGUAGGGAACAGUGACACAGGGCAGCUAGCUGCCUGGCCAAUGGCGAGCAAGCGGGCCACCACACGGGAGCUCCGGGCGAUGUACGACGACGAGCCCUCCUCCAUGUCCCUCGAGCUCUUCGGCUACCAUGGCGUGGUCGUCGACGGUGACGAUGAAGACGAUGACACCGCCACCGCCCUCCCCCAGCUCUCCUUCGUCGACAACUUCAAAGGCGGGUGCGGGUCGGCCGCGGUGGACUACUACAGCUGGGCGUACAACGCCUCCGAUGGGACGCCGGGCGCCUCCUCCAGCUCCACCUCGUCGGUGCUCAGCUUUGAGCAUGCGGGCGGUGCGGGCCAUCAGCUGGCUUAUAAUUCCGGCACUGGUGACGAUGAGUGUGCGCUCUGGAUGGACAGCAUGGCGGAUCAUCAGCACGGCGCAGCCAAGUUUGGGUUCAUGAACCCAGGGUCGGACGAUGUCGUCCCAGUAAUCCAGGAGAGCAGCAUCAAGCAGCCGGCCAAGUCUGCGCAGAAGCGCGCGAGCUCGGGUGGUGAGGCGCAAGCGGCGGCGAAGAAGCAGUGUGGAGGAGGCAGGAAGAGCAAGGCCAAAGUUGUGCCUACCAAGGACCCUCAGAGCGCUGUUGCAAAGGUCAGAAGAGAGCGCAUCAGCGAGAGGCUCAAAGUUCUUCAGGAUCUGGUGCCCAAUGGCACAAAGGUGGACAUGGUCACCAUGCUCGAGAAGGCAAUCACCUAUGUCAAGUUCUUGCAGCUGCAAGUCAAGGUGCUGGCGACCGACGAGUUCUGGCCGGUGCAAGGAGGGAAGGCCCCGGAGCUCUCCCAAGUGAAAACCGCGCUGGACGCCAUCCUAUCUUCUCAGCAGCAACCCUAGGCACUUCAUGGAUCCAUGUUGAAUUUUAUCAAAGUUUUAGAUUGAUCGCAGCGCGUGUAAGAACAGAAAAGCAAAGAGAGCACAAGCUCUGUAAAAAUACAUGGCAGAUCAUGUUUUUGUUUCACUCCUUUUAGAUCAAUCCUCCUUGUUUUUAUGUGACCGGUAUUUGAAGUUCUGAUCACUGUAACUAGUCCAAUAAAACUUAGACGAACAUGAUGUUA